Diuraphis noxia (Russian wheat aphid) is the source of this 2732-nucleotide messenger RNA. It is a transcript of the gene Rcd5, whose product is annotated as microspherule protein Rcd5. The record is from RefSeq and is a predicted model, not a curated record. Gene Ontology annotation, molecular function: G-quadruplex RNA binding; protein binding. NCBI's taxonomy places the organism in Eukaryota, Metazoa, Arthropoda, Insecta, Hemiptera, Aphididae. Gene Ontology annotation, cellular component: MLL1 complex; NSL complex; Ino80 complex. Gene Ontology annotation, biological process: positive regulation of transcription by RNA polymerase II.
GUCAAAAUAUGUCGAAUGUGUUAUGUUUACACUUUUGGUGUUCGACUGUUAUUGUUGUUUGAGACGGAAUUUAUUGAUUCAAUAUUUCAACAAUUAGUUUGAUCAAGUGAUCACCCAUUUUUUUCGAAUUCAGCUUUAAUUAUUGACAACACAAAGGAGGAUGACUACGAAUCUAAAUAUGAACGACAGUAGUGCCKCCAUGGAUGACAGUUCAAAGCGACGGAGCUCGCGUUCGAUAAAGCGUAGAAAAUUUGACGACGAAUUGGUUGAAUCGAGUUUGGGUGCAGGUUUUGGGUCACCUUUGCCAAAAACUCAACGCACACGUACCCAGUCGUUGAACAUGACGUCUACAGGUUCGGAAAUAGAUAAUGCCAUGUCACCAGUUCAUAGUGUUCCUGAAGCAGUACUUACUGCAAAUACUGGACCAUCUACUUCAACUACUCAACCACGGAAAAUUCCUUCAAACAGAACUCCUACAAAUACCAGUUCAGUAAAUAAUUUUGCUAGUGCACCAUCUACUUCAACUGUCUCAUCAUCAUCAAAUCGAAAUAGAUCAAGAAAGCAAAAGAAUUUAAAUAAAGAUUUGGGACGUUGGAAACCUACAGAUGAUUUAAUGUUAAUACAAAGUGUUUUGCAGACCAAUAAUUUACCAAUUGUCCAUAGAGGUGUUAAAUUUAGUUGUAGAUUUACACUUAAAGAAAUUGCUCAAAGAUGGUAUGCUUUAUUGUAUGAUCCAACAAUUUCUAGACUUGCUGUAUCAGCAAUGCGCAAUUUACAUCCAGAAAGUGUAGCCAAUAUAGAAGCCAAAGCUCUAUUUUCUAUUGCUGAAGAAGAACUCUUAGCUACCAUACAAUCAAACUCACAACCCACCAUUGAAACCUUCCAAGACUUACUCACUGAAAAUCCAAACAUAUUCCAUCGAAGACGCACGGCUAAAAGUCUUAUGUGUCAUUGGCAACAAAUGAAACGAUAUUCAUUGCUAUCAGAUCAGUGUAGUGCCUUAGAAAAUCCUAUUCCAAUACCAUUGAUGAGUGCACUAGAAGAUCGAAAUAUUCAUAUUCUAAACAAUGAACAAGAAGUUACCACAUUAACGUCAGAACAUAUUCCUACAUUUGCUGAAUGUGAAGACUUAUUAAAUGAUCAACAUUUAUUGAUGGAAAGGCCUGAUCCCAUACUUGAAAGACAUCUUGCUUUAACUAACAAAAAAAUAAAAAAGGAAAUCAAAGUUUUGGAAGAUGAAUUACCUAGAGCACAAGUAUUAGUGUUUCCAAUGACUGGUAUCAAUCCUGUGGAGUUUGAGCCUCAAACAUUAGCUGUGUUACGUGGUCGAUUGGUCAGAUAUUUGAUGAGGUCUAGGGAGAUAACUAUUGGACGUUCAUCAAAGUAUCAACAAGUUGACGUUGACUUGAAACUUGAAGGACCUGCUUGGAAAAUAUCUAGGCGACAAGCAACUAUACGUUUGCGUAAUACUGGUGACUUUCUAAUUGCUUGCGAAGGUAAAAAAUGUUUAUAUGUUGAUGGAAAACCUCUAACAGCUGGAAGUCGCUGCCGCCUCAAUCAUAAUUCUGUUUUGGAGAUUGCCGGAUUGAGAUUUCUUUUCCUCAUAAAUCAUCAAUUAAUAAAUACAUUUAAACAAGAAGCAUGCUCUCAAAAUCAGGUGCAAUUACCUGUACAAAUAGUUAACCAGACACCUCAGAAACAGAGUGCCAAUCAAAAAUCACAGAAGACUACAGUUACAAAAGCUGAAAAACCUGUGCAGACCAUUGAACAGCAACAGCAACAGAAAAAAUUAUUCGAAGAACAGCAAAAACAGAAAAUGGAAGAUCAUGAGAAAAGAAUUUUAGAAGAGCAGAGACAAAAAAUAUUGCAGCAGCAACAAGAUGAACUGGAACAGCAACUGAAAUUGUUAGAGGCCGAAGAAGUAGAACAUAACCAACGUCAACAAAAUAUGCUGUAAACUUUCCGAUUAAAUUAAUAUUUAUUUUGAAAAAAUUCUAUUUAUUGAUGCGAAUAUUUUUUUUUGUAUCAUUUAAUAUUAGAUAUUAUGCAAUUCCUGUGACGUAUAUUACUGUAAAUGAGACAAUAUUUACUUGUAUAUUUUAAUUUCAUGUUAAACUAGUUGAUUACACACUUUUGAUAUAUUUGUGUUACUGUGUUAGAUAUUCUUUCUCAUUUCAGUUGAUAAAUUAUGUUAAUUUUACCAACCAUAAAGUUGAUUUUUUUUUAAUCUUACAGUUAAUCAAAUUGUAAAACUCAGCAUGGAAUUGAGUCUCAGAACAAUCUUAUAUAUUUAUACAUAGGCGUGCACAGGGGGUAUGCAGGGUAUGCAGCUGCUUACCCUGAAGUUCUGUGAGGGGCGAACAUCGACUCUGGAAAAUUGAAACAUCCAGUUAUCAGUUAUCAACUACCAAGUAUUUGCAAAAUACAUACUUCUUGUAUCAUGUAACGGUAUUUAUUACAAUAUUUUUUUAAUUAAACAGUAGGUUUUUUCAAUAUUUGUGAAUUGUGUAUACAUAUUAUCAGAAUUUUAUGAGCUUAAAAUAACUUUCAGGGCGCGCUUUGUCAGCCUUCUGCAUAUCCUGAAAAAGAGGCCUGCGCACGCCUAUGUAUAUAUACACACAAUAAAUUUCUACUACUAUGCUUGAACUAAAAAAUUGUCAUUGUGCAACUAUUAAAAUUGUAUUGCACAUGUUUGCUAUUCACAAGUACAAAAUUAAAUAUAUUUUUGAAUA